This is a messenger RNA of Drosophila simulans, 3290 nucleotides long. RefSeq names its product histidine decarboxylase (gene Hdc). NCBI's taxonomy places the organism in Eukaryota, Metazoa, Arthropoda, Insecta, Diptera, Drosophilidae. Gene Ontology annotation, biological process: histamine biosynthetic process; L-histidine catabolic process. The transcript is spliced from 8 exons. Gene Ontology annotation, molecular function: pyridoxal phosphate binding; histidine decarboxylase activity. Bases 281 to 2818 code for a protein of 845 amino acids. The record is from RefSeq and is a predicted model, not a curated record.
CCCACAACAUCGGAAGUGCACAAGUUUCUAUUCCAUUAUAUUGUUCUCCGUUGUUUUUACUAUUUUCCACCAGCGGUCAGACAGACGGUUGACGUUCCCAAUUCGGCAUUUCAAUUUGGCACAAGUCCCCGAAAAAUGGAGCUAGCCUAGCCAGAGUCCAACAGGAUUAGGCCAAACUCAUUGCGAAACUAAACGCCUGAAGAUACAUCUACAAGCCCUGAUUGCGUGCGACAAUUGCACAGUAUUUACGUCAGCAUCGGUUAAGUGAGGCGAUUGCACCAUGGACUUCAAGGAAUACCGCCAAAGGGGCAAGGAGAUGGUCGACUAUAUUGCGGACUAUCUGGAGAACAUCCGGGAACGCCGAGUUUUUCCGGAUGUGAGUCCCGGCUACAUGCGCCAGUUACUGCCGGAGUCCGCUCCGAUCGAAGGAGAACCGUGGCCGAAAAUAUUCUCGGAUGUGGAGCGGAUCGUGAUGCCGGGCAUAACCCACUGGCAGUCGCCCCACAUGCACGCCUACUUUCCGGCCCUCAACUCCAUGCCUUCCCUACUGGGCGACAUGCUGGCGGAUGCGAUUAACUGUCUGGGAUUCACCUGGGCGAGCUCGCCGGCCUGCACCGAACUGGAGAUCAUAGUGAUGAACUGGCUGGGCAAGAUGAUCGGUCUGCCAGAUGCCUUUCUCCACCUGAGCUCCCAAAGUCAGGGCGGCGGAGUUCUGCAGACCACUGCCAGUGAAGCUACUCUGGUUUGUCUGCUGGCGGGACGGACUCGGGCGAUCCAGCGAUUCCAUGAGCGACAUCCAGGCUACCAGGAUGCGGAGAUCAAUGCCCGGCUGGUGGCCUACUGCUCCGAUCAGGCGCACUCCAGUGUGGAGAAGGCGGCGCUCAUUGGACUCGUGAGGAUGCGUUACAUCGAGGCGGAUGAGGACCUGGCGAUGCGCGGCAAACUGUUGCGCGAGGCCAUCGAGGAUGACAUUAAGCAGGGCCUGGUCCCCUUCUGGGUCUGCGCCACGCUCGGGACCACCGGCAGCUGCAGCUUCGAUAACCUGGAGGAGAUUGGAGUCGUGUGCGCGGAGCACCACCUGUGGCUCCACGUGGACGCCGCGUACGCCGGUAGCGCCUUCAUCUGCCCGGAGUUUCGCACCUGGCUGCGUGGUAUUGAGCGGGCGGAUUCGAUAGCCUUCAAUCCGUCCAAGUGGCUGAUGGUACACUUCGAUGCGACCGCAUUGUGGGUUCGGGAUAGCACCGCUGUCCACAGGACUUUCAAUGUGGAGCCGCUGUAUCUGCAGCACGAGAAUUCCGGAGUGGCAGUGGACUUCAUGCACUGGCAGAUACCGCUGAGUCGCCGAUUCCGUGCCCUGAAGGUGUGGUUCGUCCUGCGAUCGUACGGGAUCAAAGGACUACAGCGCCACAUCCGCGAGGGCGUGCGAUUGGCUCAGAAAUUCGAAGCCCUCGUCCUGGCCGAUCAUCGUUUCGAGCUGCCCGCCAAAAGGCAUCUUGGCCUGGUGGUAUUCCGGAUACGCGGCGAUAAUGAGAUCACCGAAAAGUUGCUGAAGAGGCUGAAUCACCGCGGCAACCUGCAUUGCAUCCCAUCGUCGCUGAAGGGACAGUAUGUCAUCCGGUUCACCAUCACCUCGACGCACACGACCUUGGACGAUAUCGUCAAGGAUUGGAUGGAGAUCCGUCAGGUGGCCUCCUCUGUGCUGGAGGAGAUGAACAUCACAAUUACGAAUCGCGUCUAUCUCAAGGAAACCAAGGAGAAAAACGAAGCUUUUGGCUCGAGUCUUCUGCUGUCGAAUUCUCCGCUCUCGCCCAAGGUGGUAAACGGCUCCUUUGCGGCCAUAUUCGAUGCGGAUGAGUUCCUGGCCAAAACCUAUGCCGGCGUUCGGAUAGCGGAAUCGCCAUCGAUGAGACGACGUGUGCGUGGCAUCCUCAUGUCGGGCAAGCAGUUCUCGCUGGACUCCCACAUGGACGUGGUGGUUCAGACGACCCUGGACGCCGGCAAUGGAGCCACUCGUACCAGCACCACCAACUCCUAUGGCCGCACCACUUCGGCGGCCCAGGCAACCUCGGAGAGGCAGGCCAGCAUCCAGGAGGACAACGAGGAGUCGCCGGAAGAAACUGAAUUGCUGUCACUGUGCAGGACCGGCAAUGUACCCAGUCCCGAGCACGCCCACUCCCUAUCCACUCCUAGUCGCAGCUGUAGCUCCAGCCCCCACUCACUGACCCACUCUCUCACUCAAUCCUCGCCGCGAUCCUCACCAGUCAACCAAUUUCUACCCAUUACUUUGUGCGCAGUGCCCAGUCAAAGCCAACUUUCAAUGCCCGUUGCCAUGCCCCUGCCCAAUCGCAAUGUCACCGUGUCCGUGGAUAGCCUCCUGACCCCGGUCACCACCUGCAACGUUUACCAUGGCAAGCGGUUUCUGGAGCCCCUCGAGAAUCUCGCCCAGACCAGUGCCUCCUUCAGCAGCAGCAUCUUCCGCCUGCCGACACCCAUGGCCACGCCCACCCGGGAAUCGCCUGAGGAUCCGGACUGGCCGGCGAAGACCUUCAGCCAGCUGCUGCUGGAGCGCUACUCCUCGCAGUCCCAGUCCCUGGGCAAUAACUCCUCGACGGAGAGCAGCAGUCUCAGCGGCGGGGCCACUCCCACGCCCACUCCCCUGAGUAGCCUGGAUGAACUGGUGACGCCACUGCUGCUCUCAUUCGCAUCCCCCUCGCAGCCGAUGCUCUCCGCCCAUGGCACUGGGGAGGGUCAGCGGGAGCAGGGCAGCGACUCGGAUGCCACCGUUUGCUCGACAACCUCAUCGAUGGAGUCGCUUUAGUGAUAGCCUUAAAAAUCCCAUAUUAAGUUUUUACUAAAAUACGAAUCUAAGGACAGAAGUACCUAAUUGUAUGAUCUUUUUCUGUUAACUAAACAUGUUUAAGCCAACUACUAGCUUACUCAAUCUGAAGUUACAUAUUUUCUUUGAAUACUAGACUUACGUUCAAAAACAAUCUAUUCCCUUAAUAUUCAAUAUUAUUUGGCACCUCAGUUCAUUGUAUAUAAGUGUGAUUGGGGAGAAGGGUAAAUCAUCGAACGCUGCUGUGCAAUCAAUCAAUAACGCAAUCAAUCGUAAUUCCAAUCAAUGUUGUGCCGUACGUUAAUCUACAAAAUAUGCAUGCCCAUACCAUAAUACUAUGAAUUUCCUACUUUAAGCUAACAAUCGGUCAAGACUAAAACUCAAAAACUUACCGGCUUACCUAUGUAUCUCCAUGUCUAAUCAAUGUCAGUGUGAUUAAAGUUUCAAAGUUCUA